ACAAUAUGGACGACAAAGAGCAUUAUAAUCAGAAGUAAGUCUGUUGCGGAGCUGAUCUUUGCGGAAUCAUGGAGCCCUACCCAGUGCCGGAGCACGGAGUAAUGCCGCCGUCUGGCCCGCCCGGCCCCGGCCCCGGUCCGGGGACUAGUCCCAGCCCCAGCCUGAUGCACGAGCAGCACCUACAGCAGCUGCACCAGUCCAUACAGCACCAGCAGCAGCAGCUGCACCAGCAGCUCACCUCGGGGACCAGCAGUAUCUCCGACCUGAUCGGGAUGUUACCUCAGACGGCCUCGCUGUCCACGUCCGUCUCCUCACCUACCUCAGAACCUCCACUCAGCCACUCGGUGCCCCCCGCCGGCCUGCCCUCACACAUGUCCUCUCCUCACCCCGUCAGUUUGCCAGGUUACAGGCCUGACAUGCACCUGCCCAUCCCUUCUACGUUGUCCUCGUAUUCAAGACACACAGAUCUCCCGCCAGGGUCUCAAGCUACACCUCAGUACUCACAGCCUCCAGACCCAAGCCGCGGAGAAACCAGUAUUUCCUCUAUUGCCUACACCCGACAGGGAGACAGCUAUGUGUGUUCAUUGUGUGGAAAGGUGGUUGUUUCCAAGGCAGCAAUAACUCGUCAUAUACAACUGACUCAUGAGAAGAAGAAACCAUUUGAGUGCAAUAUUUGUCAUCGGCGUUUUGGUUAUAAAAACAUUUUAAUGGAACACCAGAACAUCCACUUUGGCAUCAAGCCGUACGCGUGCACGCUGUGUGACAAGCGAUUUGCCGCGCGGUCGAACCUGUUCCAGCAUCGCCUGCUCCACAUGAAGCCGUUCUGCUGCUACAUCUGCAACAAGCGCUUCGACCGCGACGACCAGCUGCAGCGACAUCUCAAGCUGCACCCGACGGCCAACGUCUUGUCCUGCAGCCAGUGCCCGUUUACAGCCACCAACGUGGAGGCCCUGAACAACCACCUACAGGAGAGCCAUAAGCUGCUGACCUACGACACGCGCAGACACUCGGCCAGCUUCGACAGCGACGGGGAUCCACCCUCUCAGGUGGUGAUGUCGUUGCCAAGCCCCACCCUGACCUCCCCGGACAAGUCCCCCGGCCACCAGAUGUCCAUGGGUGGGCCCAACAUGGACACUGAGACCAUGCGGCGCAUCGACUCGAUCUGCUCCCAGCUGGCCACCAGGGGUCAAGGCCACGGGGGCGCCGAGGUCAAGCAGGAGCCGCUGUCCCCCGGGGGCGUGCGCUUCCCUCCGGACGCGUCCCCGCACCACCACUUCCCCCCGGCCCCCAUGUCCCCCCGCGACCCGCACCUCAACCAGGGCUCGCCCACCUCCACCAUCAGCAACCCUUCGGUGGCGGCCAUGAUGCCCGGUCGCGGCGUCGGCCAGAACCAGCAGCGGUUGCCGCCCUUCUCCUCGGCGCUGGGCCGCUCUUACUCGAACCCGACGGACCCGGAGCAGGGCAGCAGCCCGCAGUCGAUGGGCUUUGGCCGCAAAGACAUGUCUCCCAUCCCCGGCGGGGGAAUGGAUCCGCUGCACGGCAAGUUCCAUGGUGGUGCCAGCCCGCGUUUCCUGCCUCCUACGCGGCGGGCCAACUCGAUGGGGAACAUGAACCCCAUGGGCAACUUGAGGCACGGCGGCCCCACCCCAGAGCACGUACGCUCCAUCGCGGAUUCGACCAGCAACCUCACGGAGUUUUUCUCCACCCUUCAGGGCUUGGUUCAGAGGUCGCAGGAAAUCCCCGAGUUGAACAUCAACAUCUCAAAACCCAAGAUGACGAAAGAAGUGGGCGUGCAGCACAACAGCAGCACCCUGCCCGGCGAGCCUCCGUCACUGGAGGAGCUGCUGGUCUACUACGAGUCUCAAGGCCGCCUGUACCGCUGCCAGCACUGCCGCAUCAGCUUCGAGGAGCGCGGCCUCUACUUCCUGCACAAGUCGCUGCACGGGGAGAUGAGCCCCUGGCAGUGCAGCAUCUGCCACAAGAUCUGCGCCGACCGCAACGACUUCCACCUGCACUUUGUCAACCAGCAGCACCACAGCAACGAGCAGCCCACAAUGCACUGAGCGGAGGCCUGUGGUGUUUUUGUGUUUGGGCGGACGGGUGGUCGGUUGGCGGGUGCUGCUCUGGUGUGGUUUUUGCUCGCUCCUUCUUUCCUAUCAAAACGUCUGUAUCUAUCUGUUCUGUUGUCCUCCUUAUCUCUCCUCCUCCUCCUCCUCCUUU
This is a messenger RNA of Aplysia californica (California sea hare), 2220 nucleotides long. RefSeq names its product DNA-binding protein Ikaros. Bases 69 to 2063 code for a protein of 664 amino acids. NCBI's taxonomy places the organism in Eukaryota, Metazoa, Mollusca, Gastropoda, Aplysiida, Aplysiidae. Gene Ontology annotation, biological process: regulation of transcription by RNA polymerase II. Gene Ontology annotation, molecular function: DNA-binding transcription factor activity; RNA polymerase II cis-regulatory region sequence-specific DNA binding. The transcript has 9 exons. The record is from RefSeq and is a predicted model, not a curated record.